This is a messenger RNA of Emiliania huxleyi CCMP1516, 857 nucleotides long. RefSeq lists its product as hypothetical. The record is from RefSeq and is a predicted model, not a curated record. The transcript is spliced from 2 exons. The annotation marks the transcript as partial. NCBI's taxonomy places the organism in Eukaryota, Haptophyta, Isochrysidales, Noelaerhabdaceae.
ACGACGCGCCGUGGGCGCGACGAAACGCGCCCACGGCGACGACCGGCGGUGGGGGGUUUCUCCUGGCGUUGGCGGCUGCUUGCGCCUGCGCUGACCUACUCCUGCGCACUUGCGACGGCGUGAGCCUCUCUUCCCACCACUGCCGCGACGGGGUGAGCCGAUUGCGCGCGUGGCUGCGCCGCGGCGCCCGGGCGAAGGCGAUCAUCCGAGCGCGGCCGGUGGAGGUUGUGGGGGGCGGCGGGAUGGGGCGACGCUCAUACACGGACGGGGUUGCGUUGAGCUGCGCUCCGUCUGUCUCCUUCUCCUCCUCCUCCUCCUUUCCGUCGCCGCCGUCGGAACCAUCGGCGAAGAGCGUCACCGUGCCGCUCGCGGGGCGGGCGCGGCCCGACGCUGGCAAGCUGCUGCGCUCGACUCAUAGCGGCGCGAGAGUGGCGGUCGGCGGGCCGCCGUCCAUGGUGGACGCCCUCGACAAGGCGCUUCGCGAGGCAGGCAGGUCACCGAGCGUGCGCCUUACCACUCAGAUGUGAAAUGCGCGAUCGGAAGCUGCAGUCCUGCCGACGGCAGGGUCGCGUGUUGGUCGCGGUGAGUGACACACAACCGCGCCCCGCCCCUUGCGGCCGGCACGAGAGGCGCCAGAGACACGCUUGAUCGUGCGCCCAGACACGUGUCUGAGAGAGAGAGAGAGAGAGAGAGAGAGAGAGAGAGAGAGAGAGAGAGAGAGAGAGAGAGAGAGAGAGCUGCGAGGAACACGAUUAUCUGCAUAGAUCACAUGGUCUAGUCGUCAUACGUCAUCUCGCCUUCACCCACACGUCGGUCUAGGCUUACGUUUAUUUUUGUACUCAAUGUGCAUGAAGAGU